AUGGCUAAGGAGUUAUCUAAAAUAUUGGCUAAUGUUCUGGAGGACACUAUCUCUCUCAGCCAGAGUGCUUUUAUAGGUGAUAGACAAAUCCUAGAUGCUGCCUUGAUAGCUGAUGAGGGGGUUGAGGAUGCUGUUCAAAGAAAGAAGAGGGGUCUUGUGUUGAAAUUGGACUUUGAGAAAGCUUACGAUAGGCUGAUUAAAGGCGAGGCUAAGUCUUGGUUUUGUGCAUCUAGGGGUCUAAGACAGGGGGAUCCCCUUUCUCCAUUUCUCUUUGCUAUUGUGGUAGAUGUUUUCAGCAAGAUGGUUGAGAUAGGUGUAGACAAGAAGGUUGGUGGAGGGGAUAAAGGUAUUUGCAGUAAAUUUGGAAUACUGCAAAAUGGGUGGGAUGCUAAAGUGGGAACAAAUAUUACUAAUUCAAUUCCUUGGAAGUUUGUUUCUCAGAUUUAUGAUUAUUUCCUUCUGAAAGCCCAAUAUUCAGCAGCAAAUGGGCACUGA
Messenger RNA from Malania oleifera, 495 nucleotides. RefSeq lists its product as uncharacterized. The record is from RefSeq and is a predicted model, not a curated record. Bases 1 to 495 code for a protein of 164 amino acids. Lineage: Eukaryota; Viridiplantae; Streptophyta; Magnoliopsida; Santalales; Ximeniaceae. The transcript is spliced from 3 exons.